This is a messenger RNA of Sugiyamaella lignohabitans, 1572 nucleotides long. It is a transcript of the gene SRP54, whose product is annotated as Srp54p. Gene Ontology annotation, molecular function: GTP binding; endoplasmic reticulum signal sequence receptor activity; 7S RNA binding. Gene Ontology annotation, biological process: SRP-dependent cotranslational protein targeting to membrane; SRP-dependent cotranslational protein targeting to membrane, translocation. Lineage: Eukaryota; Fungi; Ascomycota; Dipodascomycetes; Dipodascales; Trichomonascaceae. Gene Ontology annotation, cellular component: cytosol; signal recognition particle, endoplasmic reticulum targeting. The transcript has a single exon. The record is from RefSeq and is a predicted model, not a curated record. Bases 1 to 1572 code for a protein of 523 amino acids.
AUGGUUUUAGCAGAUCUUGGACGUCGUAUUAAUGCGGCGGUGAACUCGCUAACGUCGCAGAGCGUAGUGGAUCAGACAGCUCUGGAUGCUAUGUUAAAGGAGAUUUGUACAGCUUUAUUGGAAUCCGAUGUCAAUGUCCGUUUAGUUGGCCAGCUCAGAAACAGUAUUCGAGCCAAGGUGGCCAGUGCUCUUAAUAAAGAAGAAAAAGAGUCUGGUAGUAAUGCAAAUGCUAUUAAGAGACUUGUUCAAAAGACAGUUUUUGAUGAACUUUGUGAACUUGUCGAAGCACAUCCAACUGAUGAACAGUUCAAGCCAAAGAAGGGCCGUAGCAAUGUGAUUAUGUUUGUUGGUCUUCAGGGUGCUGGUAAAACAACUUCGUGUACAAAGUUAGCUGUAUACUACCAAAGAAGAGGACUUCGAGUAGGUCUUGUAUGUGCAGAUACAUUCCGUGCUGGUGCAUUUGACCAGCUGAAACAGAAUGCCACCAAGGCCAAGAUCCCAUACUACGGUUCAUACACAGAGCCCGAUCCAGUUAAAGUUUCCCGGGAUGGUGUAGAAAAGUUCAAAAAGGAAAAGUUCGACUUGAUCAUCGUUGAUACUUCAGGUCGUCAUCGCCAAGAACAGGAGCUGUUUGCUGAGAUGGUCCAGAUUGGCGAGGCAGUCAAGCCAGAUCAGACUCUUAUGGUACUAGACGCUUCGAUUGGUCAGGCUGCUGAACAACAAAGUAAAGCGUUUAAAGAAGCAUCUAACUUCGGUGCGAUUGUUCUCACGAAAAUGGAUGGUCAUGCCAAAGGUGGUGGUGCCAUUUCUGCUGUAGCUGCUACCAACACACCAAUUGCAUUUAUUGGUACCGGAGAGCAUGUUCACGAUUUUGAGACAUUUUCUCCUAAACAAUUUGUGUCGAAACUUCUUGGUAUCGGUGAUAUCCAAGGACUCAUGGAGCAUGUGUCGACGCUGAAACUCGACCAGAAAGAUACUAUCAAGCACAUUCAACAAGGUAUUUUCACACUACGGGAUUUACGUGACCAGAUGAGUAACAUCAUGAAAAUGGGUCCUCUAUCCAAAGUAGCUAGCAUGAUUCCCGGUAUGAGCCAGCUGGCAGAUCAGAUUGGAGAAGAAGAUUCGACUAAACGACUCAAGACAAUGAUAUAUAUUAUGGACUCGAUGACUGAAAAGGAGCUUGAUUCCGACGGGUCGCCAUUUGCUGACCAGCCUUCACGUAUUGUCAGAGUUGCUAGAGGUAGUGGAACAUCUGUUCGAGAGGUUGAAGAGGUGCUUUACCAGCAAAAGAUGAUGGCGGCCAUGGCCAAGAAGAUGGGAGGAAAGGGCGGUAUGAUGAGCCGAAUGCAACAAAUGCAAGGUGCUGGCGGUCCUAAUCCCGCCCAGAUCCAAGCUGCUCAACGUCGUCUGGCCUCAAUGGGUAUGGGAGGGGGUGCUGGAGGCAUGCCCGACAUGUCGCAACUGGCUGGCAUGUUUGGACAGGGUGGUAUGCCCGAUAUGGGCGAGAUGAUGAAAAUGGUCGGAUCCAACCCCAACCUCCAAAACAUGAUGAAGAGCUUCGGAUUGAAAUAA